Molecule: messenger RNA, 5067 nt
Organism: Abrus precatorius (Indian licorice)
Lineage: Eukaryota; Viridiplantae; Streptophyta; Magnoliopsida; Fabales; Fabaceae
Product: increased DNA methylation 1
Exons: 9
Coding region: 852-4700 (1282 amino acids)
Molecular function (GO): acyltransferase activity, transferring groups other than amino-acyl groups
Source: RefSeq, a predicted model, not a curated record
UUGGGCAUUUUCCAUAGAGGGCAACUCAAUCUGAAUGGGAGCGUGGGUGCUUCAUUCAAAAAGGGGUUUAUUUUUUAAAAAUAGAGCCACAAAUAGACAAGGGCAAGUUGUAAUGAAAGCGGGUACAUACAAGUAACUUAAGUUAGUCCAUGACAUACAAUACAACACUCACAUGGUAGAUGCUCGAUGGAGAGAGAGAGACAAAGAGGAGGAUACAUAUUCUAGAGAGAGAGAGAGAGAGAGAGAGAGAGAGAGAGAGAGAGAGAAGAGGGUGUUUGUUACUUUGUUACCGUGUCUUUGCCAUCUGUUGCACUGCGGUAGCAUUGUUGGGGUUUCCCAAAGCUCUUUUUUUUGGUUGGUGGGGUUGCUGGUUUUACUACUGAGGUGAGGAAUGAGGCCCGGGAAGUUUGCAAAUCUUGCUUUCUGCUUAGAAAUGUUAAUGAGAUAUUUGCAAUUUUGAGGAACCCUAAUUCUGGGUAAGAUUGUGUUGCUCUGGGAGGUGGUUCUGGGCUUUGUUACCCUGAAAAGAGUUUUUAGGUCGUGUCUGUUUGUUGAAAAGUUUGUUUCUUUGUGGUUUCUGAAGAUGGAUUUUGAAUUCCUUUUCGAAGAAUCUGAGCUGGGUUGUGAUCUGAAUUCUGAAGCCUCUACCAUGUGAUUUUAUUUGUAUUAACUGAUGUUUGCAGCAUUGGAGUUUGUCAACCAGCAAUUCAGGGGUGAAGAAAUAUGCCUUACUUCAUAAAUUGGUUUACAAUAAGGCAGAGCUAGCUUUUCAUAAUGGUGCCAACAUGUAGACCAGAUUGAAAUUGUAAAGUGAAACUGCCCUAGUUAGCAGAGAAGUUGAUAAGCACGAUAUGGAGAAUUUAUGUGAUGAUAACUUUGAAGGAUCUAUUGAAGAAAGACAGAUUUUUACUGAGGUCUUUUCUGCUAAUGACAUUUUUCAGUCUAGUCAGAAGUCUCUUGUUUCUGGAGUCAUCAACUUUGAUCAUGAAUCCACUAAAAGUAAAAACACAUUUAAAUCAUUCUGCUCUAGUAAUGAAAAUUCAGUUGUAUUGCAUCCCUCAUCAUCUAGGCUUACACACCCUGAGGAGGACUUUAAUGUAAUUCAGCAAUCCAAAGAGACUGCUCUGGGGUGUAUGCCAGAGAGUUUCGUUUGUGAAGACCAGAAUGACGAGGAUGUGAAUGUCAAACGUAUGAAAUUUUCUCUCCACGAACUUGCUUGUAGUAGAUCUGAUUCAGAAAAUAUUUUGAGUUCAUCAAGACUUUCAAAAGUAGUAGUUACUAACCUGUCACAUGCUGCUUCAGACUGUGAUAGUGAAUCAGUUCCAUUUUGUUUAGUUGAAUCAUCAAAACAUGGUGUGAUAUCUAGUUGCUAUCUAUUGAAGAAUAACAUUUUAAAUAAACAAGUUGCUAAGGAUGAUGAUGCUACAAAUUGUAAAUCAAUAUCAGCAGAUGGGAAUGUUGCAAAAGAGGUGUCUGUAAGUAAAGCAGUUGCUUCUCCUGUUUCGCAGGAAAGCUUUGCAAACAGGCUUGUAGUUACCAGUCCAUCAAUUACUGUUGUGAAAAAGUCAGGGUCUCCCUUAAAUCCUGAAGAAAUGCCAGAAGGGUUUCUAUCUUCUAAUAUGGACAUCUCAAAUUCAUCCCUGAAGGUAGAGGAAGAGGACCCUCGGACUUUACUGCAGUUUCAUAUUGUACAGUUGCUUAGAAUGGCAGGAUGGUCGAUUGAGAAGCGCAAACGACCUAGUAGGCGUUAUGUGGAGUCGGUUUAUAGGACACCAGAGGGAAAGCCUAUUCGGGAGUUUACAACAGCUUGGAGAUUAUGUGGUCAGCUUUUAUCUGUGGAAAAUUUCAAUUUAAUGUGUGCAGACUACAAGGAAUGGACUGAUAUUAGUCAAUUCUGGUCUGAUCUAUCCAGGGCACUGGUAAAUGUUGAAAAAACAAAGACUCAGUCUGAGCCUGCUGCUAUAUUGGCUUAUCGAUGGUGGCUUUUGGAUCCUUUUGUAGUGGUUAUUUUUGUCAACAGAAAGAUUGGUGCACUAAAAAAGGGAGAGGUAGUGAAAGCAACUAGUAGUUUAGUUUCUACUCAGUAUAAGAUGGCAUGUGCUCCCUUUGAUUCAAGCUCUGUACCUGGAGGGUCUAAAGUAAAUGCUUUUUAUCAAGCUAAAACUAGAAAUUCCAAAAGCUUUGAUAAACAGUGUUCAGAAAAUUAUCUGGAAACAAAUAAAAAUAUCAAUGGAGAUGUGUCGAUGGACAUGUCAGAGGAAAAUAAUGCAUACAGUGUUGGCCAUGGCCUCGUUCAUUCUCAUGACACAGAGGCUAUGCAACAUUCUGAAUGUAGUGAGGAAGAGGGUAGGGAAAUCUCAAUGGCUUCUGUAUUAGGGAAAGAUAACACAUAUUCUGCUUCCAAUGUUAUUGUUAAAAGGAAAAUGCGGAGGAAGGGCAGCAAAAGGGUAUCUGAAAUCAAACUGAGUAGGUUAUACCAUAGUGGCAUGUUGGGAUCAACUGUUACUGAUCAGGUGCAGUCACUAAAUGGUGAAACAUGUGGGUUGGAAGAGGUCCAGGAUUAUCUUACUGACAGUGCAGGAAAGAAAAGAAACUGCAGGAAGUUAUCAUCUGUUGGUGGAAUCCAGAGAAAUAAGUCCAAUGGAUGCCAGAUUAAAGAUGAUGAUUUAUUGGUGUCAGCAAUAUUCAGGAAUAAGGACUUCAAAACAAAGGCAAUCCGGGGUAAUUCUAGUGCUAAAUCCUGCAAAUCAAGGGGCCAGAGAAGGCUUAAAAGCCAGAAGGGCCGUUGCAGGUUGCUACCAAGGAACCCUUGUAAUGGAGGGAAGCACAAUAAGGAUGGAAAUAGGUAUUAUUUGGGCACAAGGACAAUCUUGUCCUGGUUGAUUGAGAAUGGUGUCAUAUCUUUAAAUGAUGUGAUUCAAUAUCGAAAUCCUAAGGAUAAUGCUGUAAUUAGGGAUGGUAGGAUAACCAAAGAUGGUAUUAUUUGUACAUGUUGUGGUCGGGUGCUUACAUUAUCAGGGUUCAAGUUUCAUGCUGGGUUUACACUGAAUCGCCCCUGCUUAAAUAUUUUCAUGGAGUCUGGUGAGCCCUUUACCCUGUGCCUCCUUCAAGCUUGGUCAGCUGAAUACAAAGCCAGGAAAAGCCAGAAUCAAGUUGUGCAUGCUGAUGAUAAUGAUAAAAAUGAUGACUCAUGCGGGCUAUGUGGUGAGGGAGGUGAACUGAUAUGUUGUGAUAACUGUCCAUCUACUUUUCACCUAGCUUGUUUGUCCACUCAGGAGAUCCCUGAUGGCAACUGGUACUGCACUAACUGCACCUGUAGAAUAUGUGGAAAUUUGGUCAUUGAUAAAGAUGCUUCAGAUGCACAUGAUUCAUUGCAAUGUUCACAGUGUGAAGACAAAUAUCAUGAGAAAUGCCUGAAAGAAAGAGAGAAACAAGAAGGAUCGGUUUCAGACACUUGGUUUUGUAGUCAGAGUUGUCAGGAGGUAUACUCUGGACUCCAAUCGCAGGUGGGAUUAGUUAAUCAAGUUGCUGAUGGCUUCUCAUGGAUGCUCCUUAGAUGCAUCCAUGAUGACCAAAAGGUUCAUUCUGCACAGUGGUUUGCCCUAAAGGCAGUGUGCAACACAAAAUUAGCUGUUGCUCUUACCAUCAUGGAGGAGUGUUUUGUGUCAAUGUUUGAUCCAAGAACUGGCAUCCACAUGAUACCUCAAGUUUUAUACAACUGGGGGUCUGAGUUUGCUCGUCUGAAUUUUCAAGGGUUUUACACUGUGGUAUUGGAAAAACUGGAUGUGUUAAUAUCAGUAGCAUCUAUCAGGGUGCAUGGAACUACAGUAGCAGAGAUGCCUCUAAUUGCAACUUGCAGUCAGUAUCGUCGACAGGGAAUGUGCCGACUCCUUGUGAGUGCAAUUGAACAGAUGUUAAUAUCUAUCAAGGUAGAAAAGCUUGUGAUAUCAGCCAUUCCAGAUUUGGUUGAGACAUGGACCAAGGGCUUUGGAUUCUUACCUGUUGAUGACAUUGAAAAGAAAAGAUUGAAUAAAAUAAACUUGAUGGUUUUUCCUGGGACUGUGUUACUUGAAAAACCGUUAUACAGGAAGGAGAAAAUUGAAGGACCGUGUGAUCAAUCAGCUCUAGCAACAGAUGAAUCAUCCAAAGUAGGCAUCUGUUCUGAAGGAAUGGCCAUUAUUGAAUCGUUGCCACAAGAUGUUGGAAACCUAACUACCAAUGAAGUUGAAAUUAAGUCAGAAUAUGAACCUGUAGAUGGCAACGGCAAUGAAACCGGCAGAGAUGAUAAUAGUCAAGCUGUUGACACUGCAUUCGGAGACAAAGAAUCAACAAAAAUUAGUAGCUGUUUAAGAGAUCAGAUCAUCCAGUUAACAGUGUCGGGCGGUGCAGAAGGUUUUAUUGAAGGAAACAAAGAGCAGGAAUUGAAGAGCAACAAAAUGCAAAUGCUAAGUGAGUUGGUACAGCAAUCUAUUGAGAACUGUUGUGCUGACAAAGAUGGUACUGAAACAGGUUUAAGAAUUAUUGAGGAAAAGAAUAUCAAAAUAGGUGAAGGUCAGGAAAAUGCUUUGCAGGGCCAUUUUUCAAAUAUGUCCUGCAAAACAUUUUUAGGCAGCAAUUUUGACAUGGAUUCCAAUAUUGAAUGCUCAGUGAUGUAUGAUGAAACAGCUUUUUUUGGAACAUUUGCCAAGUCUGCAAGUUGAAUGGAAAGUUGAUAGAAAGUAGAUGUUUAGAGAGAUGAUGUGAUGCUCAAAACAAACUUGUGAUUUUUAGUAGUGUUUCUUAGGGGGCACUAACUGCAAAAUAUGGAAACAUAAAAUAGGUUCUAGAAUAUUGGUUGGUUAAGUUCAGUUUAUUUUUGAGAAACAAUUGCUUACUUCUUUCAGCUUCUUAAGAGAGGACAUGAAAAUGAGCAAUUAUUUUCUUGGAAUUAAGCUUAACUAAACAUGUAACUAGGGACUAGUGUGUAGCAUAAGAUUGAGGCAAACAAGAUAGUUUUUAUGUUCAUGCCCUAUUUAAUUUUGCUUGUUAUAACAUUUACAGUUGAGUAACAUUUACACAUUUUUUUGU